This is a messenger RNA of Syngnathus typhle (broad-nosed pipefish), 3298 nucleotides long. It is a transcript of the gene pomgnt1, whose product is annotated as protein O-linked mannose N-acetylglucosaminyltransferase 1 (beta 1,2-). Gene Ontology annotation, molecular function: beta-1,3-galactosyl-O-glycosyl-glycoprotein beta-1,3-N-acetylglucosaminyltransferase activity. The record is from RefSeq and is a predicted model, not a curated record. NCBI's taxonomy places the organism in Eukaryota, Metazoa, Chordata, Actinopteri, Syngnathiformes, Syngnathidae. Gene Ontology annotation, cellular component: Golgi membrane. Bases 207 to 2189 code for a protein of 660 amino acids. Gene Ontology annotation, biological process: protein O-linked glycosylation via N-acetylgalactosamine. The transcript has 22 exons.
UGUGUGACGUCACGGAUCCUGCGACAGACAGAUCCUUCAAUCGGCAUGUUGCAGAAAAAGUAGGUAGGUCUUUACCUCGUUUGAUUGUUCUAGCGAGCGGGCGAUUUCUGCACUUGAUACAAGCAUGCGACGUGCACACAUAGAUAGAUGAUGCGCCUAAUUGGGCACUUUUUGCCACUGACGACGAGGACAAGAUUUGAAGCGGAAUGGAGACGUGGACUCCCAACCCCCGAGCCAAGCCAUUUAUACCCCGCCAGCAAAGAAGCUUGUAUCUCACUUAUAAAUACAAAGUGUUCAACAAGAGGUCUAUUCGUCGCUUCUGUCAGGCUGGUGCUGUACUCUUUCUACUGGUAACUGUCGUAGUCAAUAUUAAACUCAUCUUGGACACAAGAAGAGUUGCUAAUGAAGAAGCAGCAGCAGCAGCAGCAGCUGCUCAAGAAUACGAGGACGUAAUGCCCAACAGGGAGACUCCUCGCAGACCAAAGGCAAACGGGCGCAAGGUCCUUGACAUUGAGGUGUACUCGAGCCGCUCCAAAGUUUACGUGGCAGUGGAUGGCACCACGGUGCUGGAGGAUGACACGCCGCAGCAAGGAAGAGGCAUCCAUGUGAUUGUUCUCAACCAGGCUACAGGUCACGUGAUGGCCAAGAGAAUUUUUGAUACCUACUCACCCCAUGAGGACGAAGCCAUGAUCCUCUUUGUCAACAUGGUGACUCGAGGUCGAGUUCUCAUCUUCACCAUUAAGGACGAGGGUACGUUCCAUCUCAAAGAUGCGGCCAAAAACUUGCUGAAAAGUCUGGGGAGCCAGGUCUCGCUCCUUCUCAGCUGGAGAGACAUGUGGACUCUGGUGGUGAAAAAAGGAGGUCAAGUGUAUGGUGAAAAGCAGUCCAAAUCUCCUGCUCUUUCCACCUGGGGCGAUCCGGUUCUUCUUAAAACAGAAGUGCAGCUCACUGCCUCUGAAGAGGGCGAGUGCCAUUGGGCAGACACCGAGUGGAACAGGCGGCGGAAGCUGUUCUGCAGCAAAGUGGAGGGAUACGGCAGCAUCUGCAGCUGCAAAGACCCGGCGCCCAUUGAAUUCAACCCGGAACCUCUGCCCAAUAACAGCGUCUUCAACGUCCCCGUCGCCGUCAUUGCGGGAAACAGACCCAACUAUCUCUAUCGAAUGCUCAGGUCGCUUCUUUCCGCUCAUGGUGUUAACCCGCAGAUGGUCACGGUCUUCAUUGAUGGCUAUUAUGAGGAGCCUAUGGAUGUGGUGGCGCUGUUUGGACUGAAGGGAGUUCAGCACACACCCAUCAGCAUUAAGAAUGCUCGGGUGUCACAGCACUACAAGGCCAGUCUGACUGCAACGUUCAACCUUCAUCCGGAGGCCAAAUAUGCUAUUGUGGUCGAGGAAGAUUUGGACAUCUCCAUUGACUUUUUCAGUUUUCUGAGUCAGACCGUCCAUCUGUUGGAUGAGGACGACAGCCUGUAUUGCAUCUCAGCUUGGAACGAUCAGGGCUACGAACACACGGCAGAGGAUCCCGCCUUGCUCUACAGAGUGGAGAGCAUGCCCGGCCUGGGCUGGGUCCUGAAAAAGAGCCUCUAUAAGGACGAACUGGAGCCUAAAUGGCCAACACCGGAGAAGUUGUGGGAUUGGGACAUGUGGAUGCGAAUGCCAGAGCAGAGGAAGGGCCGAGAGUGCAUCAUACCCGACGUGUCCCGCUCCUACCACUUUGGCAUCAUCGGCCUCAACAUGAACGGCUACUUUCAUGAGGUGUAUUUCAAGAAACACAAGUUUAACACGGUUCCUCGCGUGCAGCUGAAGAACGUGGACAGCUUAAAGAAGGAUGCUUAUGAAGUGGAAAUACAAAACCUGUUGGGGGAGGCGGAGGUGCUGGACCACACCAAGAACCCGUGUGAGGACACCACGCUGCCAGACUCUUCUGUGGGCAAAAUCUACGUCAUGUUCAUUAAGAUGGAGUCUGAGACGGACACCUCCACCUGGACCGAGCUGGCUAAGUGCCUCCAUGUUUGGGACUUGGAUGUUCGUGGAAAUCACCGAGGCUUGUGGAGGCUCUUUAGAAAGAGGAAUCAUAUCCUGGUGGUGGCCGUGCCAAUCUCCCCAUACUCUGUGAAGAAACCUGCCAAUGUCAAACCAAUCUACUUAGAGCCUCCCACCAAAGAAGAGGCUGCACCAGCAGAGCAGCUAUAAACACACACACAUGCACAGACAGACUUAAAGCCUGCUCACCACCACAACAUUUGAACCAGCUCAGGCCUUAAGGAAUUCUUCAACACAGGACCCGCAACCUUUCCUUUUUUUAUGAUAACAAAACACUGCUAAAUCAAUCUGCCAUUGCUAAGGGACUGAUUCUAUUUGCCUAAAAUGGUGGGAACCUACUUGAUGAACAAUUUUCCCCCAUUACUAUAUUGCUUGACUUUUUUGCAGAAGAUACCUACUUUGUAGGCACUUUAUUGCAAUCCCUUUUUAAAGUGCUUUUUAUGUUCCUAUAGAUACUGCACAGUAUUGGAAGUACAUCAAAAUUGCUGAAUAAUGUCCAUAUUUCAAAUAAUGAACAUUUGCUCCGCUAAUCAAGCUGAUUGGAGGCUUUCUUGAAUGGAAAUUAGUCCAGGGUUGGAGAAGGAUAGAAAUUAUACAGCUGCUCUUUUGAGAACGCAAGACAAGACCCAAACUACCUAGCAACAACACAACACACAGCACCUAUCAAUACUGUGCACUAUUUUCUUGCAUUUCAAAUGUGUCAGAACAAGGUGUCGUGUUAAAAGUGUAUGAGAGGUAUGAGACGAUGUAUCUAAAAAAUAGAAAAAGAAGGCCCAUCCAGAAAAGUUGACUGAUUAAAGAAAAGAGCGGUGUUAUAUAGUCAUGGUGUCAAAUUUUCAAUUUUCUUUCUUUUAACUACUGAGAGCUUCGGCCACAAACUGUUGAAGUUAUCUGUAUUUAUUUGUCCCUUUAUCAAUGAAAGUGUUUGCUUUUCUUUUGUCUCUAUUUCAAGAUUCAAAAUGAUGAUCAUGUAUGUAUAUAUAUAUAUGUAUAUACAUAUGUAUAUAUUUUGAGGAAAAAUGUUCCAUAUGUAUUUUUAACUGAGGAGGUUGAGGAUGGUUCUUUAAAAAGCCCUGUGGGUUUUUAAUAUUGACUGCAUGGCUCAGUUGCCUCUGGUUGGAUUUCUUUUCUUUGUAGUACAUCAAACUGAGAAAAUAUUCAGAUUGAGGCCCUGGAAAAUGCAUGAACAUCAAGAAUAUUCUGAUUUGUACAACUCCAAGUGACAUUAAAGUUGCGGAAAACUCUUUUUCACUCCACAA